This is a messenger RNA of Carassius carassius (crucian carp), 2457 nucleotides long. RefSeq names its product acyl-protein thioesterase 2-like. The coding region runs from base 1114 to 1812 and encodes 232 amino acids. The record is from RefSeq and is a predicted model, not a curated record. The transcript is spliced from 10 exons. Gene Ontology annotation, biological process: protein depalmitoylation. Gene Ontology annotation, molecular function: palmitoyl-(protein) hydrolase activity; carboxylic ester hydrolase activity. NCBI's taxonomy places the organism in Eukaryota, Metazoa, Chordata, Actinopteri, Cypriniformes, Cyprinidae. Gene Ontology annotation, cellular component: cytoplasm.
AAAUUCUAAUCUACCCCCUGACCUUGGCUUUCUUGCUAGCUAGAAAGGCGCAAGCUUGUCGUUGAGUAGCGCAAUAGUUGGAUUAUUCGAGAUCCAGAUAGCUCCAUCCAUGAGGCUGUGGAUUCAUUGUGACAAUCAUACAGGCGAAACGGGAUUAAGCUGCCUAAAUGCGAUAAUGUCGCUCGAGUAUUAAUGAAACGACCUAGCGGCUUUAUUUUUACAUGUACCCUGUCCUUGAUUCCGCCAGGUUGGAAAAAAGAGCUAAGCGUCGCCGAUUUCUCUGUUGUUUUCGCUGCCCAUCCCUUUCGUCCUAUUCUUUUUGAAUACAUGAUCGUGGUGUUCAUAGCAGGAUACAUGUGAAGGAUUAUUUCACUCUCGCAUUAGAGAUAAUCAGUACACUAAUUAGUGUGUAUAGGUCAUGGUGUAUAAAUUGCAUACCGGAGUAUUAGGAUACUAUGCACUUUAGUUGAAAAAGUGUAUUUUUCUGGUAUUUAGUGGAGAUAUCAGUAGCAGAUGAUUUGAUUGAAGUAUUUGAUAACGUGCAGUACUAAAGUCCAGAAAGGCAGACUGACCCAUAAAACCAAGACUGCACAUAGAGUUUAUUAAAGUGUUGAAACACUCCGGGCUUAAAUUUGUGAUUAUGGUCAACCAGGCCACUCAAAGACGAAUGAAACCAUUAAACUGGAGUGUUUUGCCUCCUGCAGCUGUCAAGAUUUGAUUUCUCAGUGCUGUCAUGUGGUUCCAGGAAAACAGGGACCCGUGGUUUUCAUUAGAAACAGUUUUCCGAGAAGUCGUAUUAAGAAGAUGUCCGCAAGUACAAACAUGUGAUCUGCACAGUAACCAUCGGAAAAUGAAUCUUUAUGAUUAACAUAAGCAUCAGCGCUUAUCAAGCAGGCUAAAUCCCCCUCUAUUUUUACGUUUUUUUUCAACGUUCUGUUUCUUUUUCACGUCUAGAUGCUCUGCAGGUUCAGUAGAGCACUUUUAGCUUUAGAUGGUCAUGCAUUUGCUAGUUUAAAGGACUUUGAUAACACUGGUAAUUAAACCAACUUCUGUUAAUCAUUCUGCAGCCUGCUGACAGUUUCUUUCUAAAAUCGUCUGCACUCCUCACAUUGUAUGUGUGGCAACAACAUGUCUGCACCCCUGCUCUCUGAAGCCGCCACAGUUCCCGGGACGGAGAAGGAAACGGCUGUGGUGAUCUUCCUUCAUGGCUUGGGUGACACAGGACACGGCUGGGCUGAAGGCUUGACGUCUAUUCGACUGCCAUACAUCAAAUACAUCUGCCCACACGCACCCCGAAUCCCUGUAACACUCAACAUGAAGAUGACUAUGCCCUCAUGGUUUGAUCUGAUGGGCUUAAGCCCAGAGUCACCGGAGGAUGAAGCAGGGAUUAAGAGAGCAUCAGAGAACAUAAAGGCCAUCAUCGAUCACGAAGUAAAGAAUGGUAUACCAUCCAGUCGUAUCAUUCUUGGUGGUUUCUCUCAGGGUGGAGCUCUCUCUCUCUACACUGCUCUGACUUCUCAGCAGAAGUUAGCGGGUGUUGUUGGACUUAGUUGUUGGCUUCCACUUCACAAGACUUUCCCACAGGCUGCAAGUGGGAGUGCAAACAAGGACACUCCCAUUCUGCAGUGUCAUGGCGAGAUAGAUCCCAUGAUCCCAGUGCAAUACGGGGCUAUGACAGCAGAGAAGCUCAAGACCAUAAUUUAUCCACAGAAUGUCACCUUCCGCACCUUCCCGGGUAUCAUGCAUAACUCCUGUCCACAGGAGAUGGCUGCUGUGAAGGAGUUCAUUGAAAAGCAGUUGCCCCGAGUCUGACCUCAUUCUAGCUCACUGUGACCCUUAGACACUGACCUCUCACCUCCGACCUGCCAUUCUCCCACAGGAAACAGCCAUGGUCCCCCACUACAUGGAACGACAUACAUGCACAUUCAGUCAUACUGUGAUCAUGCAACACAUGCAUACCAUGUCAUCUCACACGUUUCUUUGUAAUUUCAUACAUUAGUGGACAUUCAUUAAAGGGGUGAUUAUUAUAAGUGGCAUUCGUACAUAGAAUGCCAUAAAGUCCUUGGGCCUUUUCUUUAAGGGAGACUCAUUAACUUUUAUUAUACAUUCCUGUACGUGUUACAUCUAAACCAUUAUCCAGUAUCUCUCUCCCCUACUCUUGUCUCUUUAUUUCAAUACGCAAGGCAGUAAAGAUAGCAUUUUGCUACACAGCUCUGUAACAGAUCUUGAGAGGUGGAGGAAGCUAGUGAGAGCCUGGUGCCGUCUGGAGUGAUUCGGGUCGUGCUGCUCUGCAUGCUGUCCCACGGUGCAUGCCUGCGGUGGGGCUUUAUUGGGAUGCUGCAAAUCAUACUUGUGCUGAAAUAUCUUUUGUUUUUCUUUUGGUUUAUAACUAGAAGUAUGAGAAAGGCAAUUGAAAAUGGCUUAAAUAAACUACGCAAAUGAAUCAUGCAAAUCUUA